AUGACUGAUGAAUUGCAGCCUUUGUUAUCACCCGUGCCACAGCUUCCUGACCAAGCAGCACAUGACAAAAACGUAGAACCGCUGAGAGAUGUUAAUUGGAUAGUAUUCGCAUUAUUUGUUGGAUCAUAUCUAGCAGCACUUGAUACUACCAUUGUAACUACUCUUUUACCUACGAUUGCUUCAGAACUUGAUGCAUCCAAUCAGAUGUCAUGGAUUGCAACCUCGUAUUUAUUAUCCUGCUCUGCUUUCCAGCCGUUGUAUGGGAAGUUAUCUGACGUCUUUGGGAGGAAACCAUUGUUGAUAUGGUCAAAUUUGUGUUUUGGAUUCGGAUGUAUUCUAUGCGGUGCUCCCUUUACGAAGAGCUUAUGGAUGUUAUGUAUUGGAAGAUUUAUUGCUGGUGUAGGUGGUGGUGGCUUGAAUAGUUUGAGUACUAUCACUACUAGUGAUAUUAUUCCAUUGAGACAGAGAGGUGUAUACCAAGGUAUGGGAAAUAUUGUAUUUGCUCUUGGAUGUGCUUCGGGUAGUUUGAUUGGUGCAUUUUUGCAACAGAGAAUCGGGUGGAGAUGGGCUUUCUUAUGCCAAGUACCACUUUCGUUAUUAAGCUGUUCCUUAAUCAUGAAGUUUUUGAAUUUACCUGCGGGUUCUCCAGGUCGUGGGCUCAUUAAUUUGUCCAACAAGAAGAUAACCACUGCCGAUGUGCGAGAACAUGUGGAUUUCACUGGUAGUUUUACUUUAAUCACUACCAUGUUAUUAUUAAUGAUCAUUUUAUCCGUAUUGGAUAAUCCCUCUCAUUUAACUUACGGUACCUGGGCCCUUUUCAUUGUCGGUUUGGCUCUGGCAGGGUAUACUUUUGUUUCCACUGAACUAUCAGUUCAUAAUCCUAUGGUUCCAAUAAGGCUUCUAGGAUCGAACCGUACUGUCUUAGCUUCCAGUCUGACCAAUUGGUUUUUCACCAUGAGUACAUUUGUAUUAGCCUACUACGUGCCUGUUUUUUGGCAAACAGUAUAUCAUUUGAAACCCUGGAAUAUUGGUGUCAGGACAGUCUCUAACUUUUUCGGUAUUGCCAUUGGUUCUAUGAUGACCGGUCUUUAUAUGAAGCGUACCGGCAAAUAUAAGGCACUGUCCAAUACACUAAACACUGUGACAGUUGCGGGUACUCUUAUCGUUUACUUAUCGACCUAUAACACAGAACCAAAAGGUCUCCUGGAGUACUUCAUGUUAUUCCUACCCGGAUUGGGUUAUGCUAGUAUGUUAACAAUAACACUGUUAUCUUUAAUUGCUAGUGUUGACACUUCACAUCAAGCACAAGUUACCUCCAUUCAAUAUGCCUUCAGAGCUAUAGGCUCAACUCUUGGUGUAUCUUUUGCUGGAUUAAUUUAUCAAUCCAAAUUACAGACAUCUCUUCUGCGUAACAUUGUAGAAAACAAAACCUUGAAUGAUAAAUACUCAACUCACCAAUUGAGAAAGUGGUGCCAGACAUUACUGGAAAACAAUUCGUUCGAUGUAUCCUUCGACCCACUCUUAGAAUCGCUGGCAAAAAUUAGUUUCCAAGGCGGUAGUAGGUUGGUACUAGGUUUUGCCGUGCUAGCUAGUAUCUUAGGGUUGUUGUCAAGCCUUUUCAUAAGAGAGCACGUUUUACAUACAGAUAUUCAAAGACGUUGA
Molecule: messenger RNA, 1662 nt
Organism: Kluyveromyces lactis
Lineage: Eukaryota; Fungi; Ascomycota; Saccharomycetes; Saccharomycetales; Saccharomycetaceae
Product: MDR family MFS transporter
Exons: 1
Coding region: 1-1662 (553 amino acids)
Biological process (GO): transmembrane transport; basic amino acid transport
Cellular component (GO): fungal-type vacuole membrane
Molecular function (GO): basic amino acid transmembrane transporter activity
Source: RefSeq, a predicted model, not a curated record